UAUUCGGUACAAACUAUCUUCUACCUGCCACAUAGACACCCGGAUAAAGUUCUAUAUAAGGCGUUGAAAAGUCUGCUUUAACGCACUUUCACUAGCGGGCGCCAGAAGAGACAAAACUUGUGGUAGAGACAUUUCUGAAUUCAAUAUUAGAUUCAAAUAUUGGCAAUGGCAAGUCUUCGAAACUCAAGACGGACCAGCAUCUACUUGUUGUGAUACUGUGGUUGUGUGUAAUUAAAACAUUUUUUAGUUUUUUAACAUGAUUCAACACGAUAACAUCGGUCUAGUAUAACUAUACCUACAUACGUCUUGUCACAGUUGACCCAAGAUACGUGUGCUCUGCUGCCACUGUUGACCCAAGAUACGUGUGCUCUGCUGUCACUGUUGACCCAAGAUACGUGUGCUCUGCUGUCACUGUUGACCCAAGAUACGUGUGCUCUGCUGUCACUGUUGUCCCAAGAUACAUACGUCUUGUCACAGUUGACCCAAGAUACGUGUGCUCUGCUGUCACUGUUGACCCAAGAAUCAUAAAUCAUGGCAUACGGAAACAUCAACUUUUCUACGUCUACUGCCAACUUGACCGUUGAUAGCGAUUGUUUUCAUUUAAAUUUGGCAACUUUGAUCUUUAACGUUUUGGAAAUUGUAUUCCUUGUUAUAAUAAAUUUAACAACCUCACUCAGUUUUAUGAUUAACACUUUUGCAUUGUUUGCUAUUCUGCAAACAAAGAAACUAAGAAACUAUAAAACAAGUUUUGUGAUUUCGCAAGUGGUCGCCGACAUCAUCUUUCAGUUGGCAAUGACAUUAAUAAACCUAAUACAACCAAAUUUAGCAACCCCACUAAUUUUUAACUUUGUAGGAAUUUUUUGCAAAAACAUUAGUUUUUCUUUGAUGCUAUGUAUUUCUGUAGAGAAGUACAUCCUGCUCCUACAUCCUGUUGUGUAUCAACGCUUAGUUACGAAAGUAAAAAUGUACGUUGUUGUCAGCGCUGUCUGGGUAUUAUCCUUCAUUCUCAGCAAUCCUUUUCAGAUGUGCAGUUUUUUUGCUUUGUCCUUUUCGUCUUACGGUAAAAAGUAUCACCAAUAUGUAUUUCCUGUUAUUAAUUGUCUGGGUCUAAGUGUACUCACCUUCAUUUGUAUACAUAUCUUUGUCAUCACAAGAAGACAUCUAAAUCAAAUAGCCAGAUUAAAGCAUUUCAUCACUGACUCUUGUACAUACAGGCAAAAUCAGAAUGACUUUAACAAGAGAAGGAUGAAGACCAUAAGUUUUUUCAUGACUGUAUUUAUAAAUUAUUUAUUUUUACUUACCCCGGUAAUGGCUGCGAAAUGUUAUAUAAUGAUACAUAAUUUUUUCAGAUCUGAUGAUUAUUAUCAAUUAUUUUUCACUGUACAAUUGUUAGAAUCUCUUUCCUCGUUAUUUAAUGUGUAUAUGUAUACGUGGAAAUAUCCUGGCUUUAAAAAAGCGGCAAGACAUCAAUAUACUAGAGUAUACAAUAGGGUUUCCGGAUGUCUGGUUUUCAUAUACUGUGGCCCAAAGGUUGAAAGAAAUGCAACAGUUAUUCUAGAAAUGCAGAGGCUUAAUAGGUGAAUUGCAGCAAGUUUGAUAGAGAGUAUAAACUUUUAAAAAGUGACCAUUUGAAGGUACUUCCUUAUAUUAUAGAACGUAAAGGCCAACAAAUCUUUUUUUUUUCUUUACUAGAAAGUUGUUCGUUUUUGUUUGUAAAGCAACGGAAAAUGUGAGAGUAAAGGAAUAUUGCAGGGUAUGUUACAAAUAUGUUACAAUAUGUUACAAAAAAUGAUAAAUAUUAACGCUAAGUUUAACAAGUGUAAAUCAAUGAAGAAGACAUAUCUCAAGUUAGUAUGCAUUGUGUAAAAUAUCUUGAUAUAUCCUACGUUUGGUGAGAUGAUUAAAUUAAGUUACUGAGUUUAAAAUGUUGCUGUGGUCUAUUCCACUUGAAAACAGAAAUAAAAUAGUGAGGUUAGCUUUUUUUUUUUUU
Molecule: messenger RNA, 1990 nt
Organism: Biomphalaria glabrata
Lineage: Eukaryota; Metazoa; Mollusca; Gastropoda; Planorbidae
Product: rhodopsin, GQ-coupled-like
Exons: 2
Coding region: 532-1581 (349 amino acids)
Biological process (GO): G protein-coupled receptor signaling pathway
Cellular component (GO): membrane
Molecular function (GO): G protein-coupled receptor activity
Source: RefSeq, a predicted model, not a curated record